AUGAUCGACUCACUUAUGGAUCUUCUGAGCGGCGCCAUUAUCUGGUACUCUGCCCGCCUCCGCAGCAACACCUCGGAUGGACACCGCUACCCCGUCGGCAAAGCUCGUAUGGAGCCUUUGGGGAUCAUCGUCUUUGCAUCUGUUAUGGUUACUUCAUUUUUGCAGGUCAUGCUCCAAUCAUUCGAACGACUCUUGGCCGGAGCAGAUGAGCCUGUGGAUCUGGGUAUCAUCAUCUUGUCGCUUCUAGGGCUCAAUAUCUUCAUCAAAUUUGCGCUCUGGGCGUGGUGUAGGACCAUGAAAGACAGCUCGAGUGUUCAGGCGUUGGCGCAGGAUCAUUUAAAUGACGUGGUCUUCAAUGUGUUUUCGACCCUGUUCCCGGUUGCUGGACAGUUUAUGGGAUGGUGGUGGUUGGAUGCCGUGGGCGCCGUUGUUCUCUCGAUAUAUAUAAUUACGGAAUGGACUGGCACCUGUCUCCACAACAUUCGUAGAUUGACAGGCCAGGCUGCCACUGCGGCAGAUAUCCAGCAGUUGACUUACAUGGCCUACCGAUUCUCGAACCUGAUCCAGGCUAUUGAUACCGUUCGUGCAUAUUAUGUUGGGGAUGGUCUCUUUGUUGAGGUCGAUAUAGUGCUACCACCAGAUACGCCAUUGUCACAGGCGCACGAUGUUGGAGAGUCUUUGCAGGGUGCAUUAGAGAGGUUGGAUAGCGUUGAGAGGGCAUUUGUGCAUGUUGAUUACAAUGCUGUUCAUGCGAUCGAGCAUAGGUAG
Gamsiella multidivaricata is the source of this 768-nucleotide messenger RNA. RefSeq names its product cation efflux protein. Gene Ontology annotation, biological process: monoatomic cation transport; transmembrane transport. Lineage: Eukaryota; Fungi; Mortierellomycota; Mortierellomycetes; Mortierellales; Mortierellaceae. Gene Ontology annotation, molecular function: monoatomic cation transmembrane transporter activity. The coding region runs from base 1 to 768 and encodes 255 amino acids. Gene Ontology annotation, cellular component: membrane. The transcript is spliced from 2 exons. The record is from RefSeq and is a predicted model, not a curated record.